AGAUACCUCUGGUCUCAGUCUGCAGACAGGUUCCUACUCUGACACCCAGGCUGCGCUGACAGGACAGAGGAUAUUUUAGUCAACAUGACUGAGCGCUACGACUGCACAGACUGUAACGAGUCCCUGUACGGGCAGAAGUACAUCCUGAAGGAGGAGAACCCGUACUGCAUCAAGUGCUACGAGUCACUUUUCUCCCACAACUGUGAAGUGUGCCAGAAGCUCAUUGCCUGCACCAGCAAGGAUCUGUCGUACAAGGACCGCCACUGGCACAGCGACUGCUUCCUCUGCAUCAAGUGCAGCCGGUCUCUGGCGGAUCGGCCCUUCGCCACCAAGGAUGACAUGCUGAUGUGCACCGACUGCUACAGCAACGAGUACUCUUCCAAGUGCCACGCGUGCCUGAAGACCAUCAUGCCAGGCUCUAAAAAGAUGGAGCAUAAGGGCAACAGUUGGCAUGAGAAUUGUUUCACCUGCAACCGUUGCCAGCAGCCCAUCGGCACCAGGAGCUUCAUCCAGAAGGACGCCAGCAACUACUGCCUGCCCUGCUACGAGAAGCAGUUUGCUCUGCAGUGCAUCCAAUGCAAGAAGCCCAUCACCACUGGAGGAGUGAACUACCGCGACCAGCCCUGGCAUAAGGAGUGCUUCGUUUGCAUUGGCUGCAAGCAGCAGCUGGCCGGCCAGAGGUUCACCUCUCGGGACGACUUCGCCUACUGCUUCGACUGCUUCUGCAACCUGUUUGCUAAGAAAUGUGCUUACUGCACCACCCCGAUCAGCGGUCUCGGAGGCAGCAAGUACAUCUCGUUCGAGCAGCGCCAGUGGCACAACAGCUGCUUCAACUGCAAAAAGUGCUCCGUAUCUCUGGUCGGCCGAGGUUUCCUGACGUGCAAAGACGACAUCUUCUGCCCUGACUGCGGCAAAGACUUCUGAGCGGUCUCCAGAGAUGAAAAAGAGUUUAUCCAGAACCGGCUGCCAAUCAAAGAGCACUGGUAGUACUCUCCUAACCUGACCGCUGUUGCAUUAUUUGCAUCACUUAUUAGUAUCUGACACAUUAACCUUUUCUUCCUGCUGAAGUGUUUUCUGCAUGCGCUGAUGAUACUGUGUUUUAUAUAAAUGAGUUGAAGCCUUCAUUCCAAUGUAGUUUUUUUUUCAGCUUUAUGAGUUAACAUCUAAAAAGUGAAUCAUUGAGUCAGCAGUUAAAACUGUUUUAAUUGUAUAUCUCCUUUUGGAAUGAAAGUCUAUGUGUGGCAUCAAAACAACUACUUUUAUAGAUAUUUUAGAGCUUAUUAAGAGCAUGUAAAGUGGUUUUAAUAUAUGGCACUGUGAUAGCAAUUUAUUAACAGAGUUAAUAUAAUAAUACUAAUACUGUUUGUUCUAAUUGGAUAAAUUCUGUUUAAUGAAGUCUAAAUCUGUUAAGCACAAUAAAAAAUUUUUGAUUUCAUGGAUGCUCCACUGGCUCAGUGAUUUGA
Seriola dumerili (greater amberjack) is the source of this 1463-nucleotide messenger RNA. Its product is annotated as four and a half LIM domains protein 2-like. The record is from RefSeq and is a predicted model, not a curated record. Gene Ontology annotation, molecular function: transcription coregulator activity. Gene Ontology annotation, cellular component: nucleus; Z disc. NCBI's taxonomy places the organism in Eukaryota, Metazoa, Chordata, Actinopteri, Carangiformes, Carangidae. Bases 85 to 924 code for a protein of 279 amino acids. The transcript is spliced from 6 exons.